Messenger RNA from Mizuhopecten yessoensis (Yesso scallop), 4823 nucleotides. RefSeq lists its product as uncharacterized. The record is from RefSeq and is a predicted model, not a curated record. Lineage: Eukaryota; Metazoa; Mollusca; Bivalvia; Pectinida; Pectinidae. The transcript is spliced from 8 exons. The coding region runs from base 148 to 1194 and encodes 348 amino acids.
CUCAAACCGAAAGUAGGAAGAAAAAUGUCAAGACACAAGAUCUAGAGCUAUUAAAUUUAGUUUUUAGUGUUAAAACAGGAUAUUAUUAUUAAGAUCUUUGUAGCUAAUUCAGGAAAUAAACAUAGAAGAGAAGUAAGUGAGAGACAUAUGUCAACAAAUAUGGCUGAAGGAGGUAUCGAGCACCAAAUCCAAGCAGAUGACCGAGGGGCCGACACCGCCCCGAUAACUUUCGAAGACUUGGGGAUCCCUGACGCAGGGGGAACAGAGCUUCCCGACGCACCUUUUGGUCUUGGCAAGAGACGGUCAGUGCGUGACCUACAGAAGAAAGAGUAUGUGUUUAUAGUGCUAGCUGGACUGUGCUUACUGGUCACACUGGUACUGACCAUCUGGAAGCUUGCUACUUUACCAAAAACUUCCAAUGACUUCUCCUUCGCUUUAGUCUUGCUUCUAAGUACAGUGUUCUGCCUGUGGUACCUGGUUGAAGGUAUCAUGUUGGAGCGGCCGUAUGAAAUCCUCGUUCUCUCCAUCUCGACUUUUGUGGUCUGGUUGUACAUCAUACUCAACUUUUCCCUCGGUAGGAAGGAUAUGGUCAAAAUGGUUCGACUUAUUGUAACAUCAGCUCUCAGCCCGUUUAUGAUAGUGUUGGGUGUACUGAUUGCCAAACACUACUUUGAUUCUGGGCGUUUAAUUUUCCGCACAGUGGGAGCUCAGAGUUUUAUGCAGCGAAUGUGUAGGACCAUUUUUGGAUACUUUGGGAUGUUGAAAUUUGAUCUACAACUCAGUUUGUCCAUGGUAAUCCUGAUCUUGACCACUGGUCAGGUACUGAACGAGCUGGAAUUGGUCAUUGUAAUCAUUGGCAUCGUGAUUGUCUUUGGGUGUGCACUGAUUGGAUAUCUGGGAGUGCGUUGUGAAAGCAAGAUAUUGUCCAUCAUUUAUUCAUUCACCCUGAUAAUUCAGCCAUGUUAUGUAAUCUACAAAAUUGUGGAGUCUGUGAUUAAGUUCACCCCGGCUACUGACAGUAUUGCUGUACCGACCAUGGUCUGUGGUGCCAUGUCCUUAGGAGUAAGACUUGUCCUGAUCGCCUACUUUGUAAUGUCGUGGCUGAACUACGGAAAAGGGUUGAAAGAGAAAGUGUUUGCUAAAACUCCUACCGACGCUGAAGCAAACCGUAACAACACCACUGUUCAAACCUGAGGAAUGACGCAAGAAAGAGGUUUUAAUGGCAGCAAUAGAUUAAAGUUUCAUUGUAGAAUUUUACAAAAAAAACAUCAUUUAACGGCAUAUUGUUAAAGACGCACAAGGAAUUUUGACAUCAGUUUCUUGUGUUUGUUUCUAGUAAGGCAUUCACUAAUAUUGUAAAUCGUUAAAGAUGGUUCCCGUUGCUUUCAGCAAUGACUCAACACUCGAAAUAUCAAUAGCAUAAUGGACAUCAUACUCUGAUAUUUCCAUAAAUCCCAAUAUUGAGAUAUAAUUUAAAAGAUGAAGGCGUGAAUGGUCAAUAGUUUUGUUUUAUGGGUCAGCCCAUGGGAAGAAGCUGUCGUAAAGUUAACAUGGAGUCCAACAUCUUUCACUUGUCCACUCAUGUGAUUAUUUGAGUUAACUAAAAGGUAAUAUACGAUAGUUUUUUUUAUCACGUGACUGUAUAUGUAUAAAGUGAUAUUCAUAUAAAUCGUCGGCCACAGUUUAUGAUAGAAGAUGCAUGUGCCGAAUCCAUAGAGAGCAUGGUCCUGUCGUAGUUAAUGUUAAUGGGUAACACAAUGCAUAUCGAAUAAAAAACACCAUAAAUAUGUAAAUGCUUGUUUAAAAAAAAAAUAACAACACUUAUUUGAAAUGAUUUUGACUUGUUUUGACAUACCUAUUGUGUUUUACAUAAGUUUUUUUUUCUAUUGUUGGAUUGAAAGACAUGCUCUCUAUAGCUGUGAAUAAACAAUAUUUUCUCUGUCUCGAUAUUCUUUUAAAAUACUGUUACGAUAUUCUUUAUAUUCAUAGAGAUUGAAAUACAUAUUCAAAGCAAUGCAAUGUAUAUAAAAAUAGAGUUGCUUAUAUCUAUAUCAUUGGAAAAAAAGAAGAAGAAUCCUGGUGCAUAGGUCCUAAAUAUACAGGUAUCGGCAGGCAUAAUGCCCACCUAGUAUCAAACCUGAAAGAUGAAGAAAUUAAUGGCUAUAUACAAUUUGGCAUUUCCACGGUUUCUUCUUUAGAUACAUGGCAUUAAUUUAAAACAUGUUAUCCAAGACGCAAACCUAGUUGUAAUAUAUAUAGAUUAAAGGAUAAUAAUAACAAGCUAUUAUGCUAUCUUAUUAAGGUCAUUUCAUGUUUUCACUCAGUUGUGUUUAUGUAAAAUAUUUGUGUGCGCAUAUCUAUGCAUUUAACAUAUUUACAUAUAUAUUUUGACAUUCCAAGCUGUAUUUUUCAUUUAUUUGCAAUGUUUAAGUUAAAUUAUCUAAUGUUCUUUUAAAGCUGUCAAAGUCAUUUGUGCCAAGUUGUUCAGAGUUAUCGAGACAUUAACGGAAGGUUUAAAACAAAAGUUUGAUUUUAUGAUGUACAUUUCUAUAUGUGAAUAUUUCAGUGUAUUUUUUUGUUGUGUUCGGACGAUCAUCUUAAUCAAUGUACAUUCAAUUUUAGUUUUAAGGAUCAUUAUCCCCCUACCAUCAAAACACUAGAUAAUUCCACCGUAAGUUUUCGUAUGUAUAUAUACUUAACUCCCUUUCAUUUCGUUUUGGAUAUACAUGAAGUGUAGUUAAGCUAGCAAUAGGGUACUUCCUUUCACUAUGUAGAGUAGAUGGGUAGACCGACAGUUAAAUGAUUUGAGGACCAGUGUUUGAUUCCUGUUCUAGCCCUGCUGGAUGUAUACACCCAUAACACUAUUUUUCAAUACAUUUUGUUUACCUCAUUUUUUAAUUAUUUUUUUAUAACCUGCAAGGUAUAUUGUUCUUUUCAGAACUGAUUUACCAUAGCUAUAUUAAAGUCAAAAUCAGUUAAAAUGCAUUGUUACGUUUUUGGCACUUAAUGUACCAGGAUCUUCAUUUUUAAACUACAUAAAAUGAAAAUUUCAAUAUGAAGUUCUUUAACCUCUUGGCUUUGAACUAGUGCACAUUGAGUAAUUGUUUUUUGAUAGUGUUAAAUAUACUUAAUUACUGAUAUUUGUACAUGCAUGUAUAAAAUGAGGAUACAUUUGCUUGUGCUGAAUGAAUAUCGUACAACGCUUGGUACCUACAUGGUCGGAAAAUUUUGCCUCUGUGAUUUUCAAAUAAAUAAUUUAUUUUUUACAUGACAUAGGUGGCAUAACUUCAAAGAGAGACUGUCCAUGUUUUCAUACGAAUAAUAACUGCUGUUUCUAUGCGGUGUGUAGCAGCGUCAAUGAAGUCACAGUUGUAUUUUUAUUAUAUACCACCAUUGCGUUGUUGUGAUAUUUGCUUUGUGCAAUUUUGUUUAUUUUGUUUAUUUUGUUGUUAUGAUUUUUAAUGCUUUCACUCUAAACUUUGAAAAUCAUUUUUGUUUAAAGUAUUCUUUGUGAUAUGUGAUUUCAUACAGUUGGCGAGAUUUAUUUCCUAGCCACAUAGCUACCUAGGAAUAUUCCAUCGGACUUCAAAGAACAUUAAGGUUGAGCUGAUUUCUUUUGCGACUAGUAGCAGUUCUUAAAUUCCCUAUUUUCUAACCUUUCUAAAGUAAAUGAUUUCUUCUGGAUUUUAAUGUAAAUAUAUUUUAUUCAAAUGUUACAUCCAAGUGCCUUUAAGGUUUUAACACGUGCACCAUCCGAGUCCAAGACGUUCUAAAUAGUCUGCGUCAUCUGAUGCAUGUUAAUAUAAUGCUGAGCCUCAACUUAUAUAGCCAUCACUAAUAGUUUGUCUAUUUACGUUUUAAUGAACACUUUUCUUCCGUUUUCUUAAAAAAUGUACAAUUUUCUUUUGUCAAAUUACCAUCCUUUUUUUCAAAAUCAAGUGUUUUAACGACCCAUUAUUUUUUACUGACAAAUUAGUAAUUAGUUCACAAUUACGCUGUGGUAUUUGAAAGCAAAUGCAAGAAUUGGUCAAUAAGGCUAGCUGUUAUAAUGUUAAAUAUAUCAUGUACUUUUAGCCCAACACCGUUCCAUCGUUUUAAUUAUGAACGCAUUUUAAUAAUGAAAUAUAAUUGCAGCCCUUAUUUUUACAAUAAUCAUUCCAUACCUUUUAUUGUUUAUACGGUGCGAUUAUAUAAGAUUUCCUCAGCUAACUUUAACGUUAGUAUUGACAUUGAUAACACAACAGUAGUGUAACAGUAUACUUUCAUGAUUAUGAUGAGCACACUGCAGAAUAGUCAAUGCUAAAAUGGCCGCAUAAUAGUAUGCAUUUUUAGCACUACAAUUAUAUUCGUGCUUGUAAUUAUUCCGAUGCAGCAGUAUACACUCAUAAACCUAUUUUAACACAGAUUCCUUACACAGAUUCAAUACAUGGAUUCGAUAUAGAUAAAAAAAAAAAGCAGCAGGCUCUUUCUGUUUUAUUGACACAUAAGUAGCAAUUGUUUUUCCUAAUUAAAACGUCUAAAAUGGAGAGAUUCUUUUGAAGCAUUCUCGAAAAUCCACGGAUUACACUCACUUUCGCUCUUUGCAACCAUGAAAUAUGUUAUGACAAAAUCGAAAGCUCUGCGUGCACCACCUUGUGAAUGAGAAAAGAAGAUUAGUGUUCGAUCUUUUGAUAUACAUCAAAAGAAAAUCGCGGUCACGUAACGGUAUAAUUGACUUGCAUCGAAAUCGUCGCUUCUCUGUAAUCUCUUUAAAGGGACAUCACGUGAAAAGGCGUUUUUUUUAAUGAAUGUAUGUAUUGUAUGCACUUCCACUUAUGUUACCU